AUGCUCCAGGGGGUGCUGUCCCGCGCGCCCGCCACCGACGCGGCGGCAGCGGCAGCGAUGAAGGCCAAGCGGGCGGCCGCGUCCCCCGGCGAAGAGGAGGAAGGGGACGGCCGUUCUGCGCGCGGGAAGCGGCAACAGCUGCUUGCGCUUGGCCCCGCCACCGCUUUGGCUUCGGCGGCGGCGGCGGAGGAAGGGCCGGAGACGCGAGGCCUGCGGCUGCUCAGCCUGCUGCUGCGGUGCGCGGAGGCGGUGGCCAUGGACCAGCUGACGGAGGCGCGGGAGCUGCUCCCCGAGAUCGCGGAGCUGGCGUCGCCGUUCGGGUCGUCCCCGGAGCGCGUGGCGGCCUACUUCGGGGACGCGCUGUGCGCGCGCGUGCUCAGCUCGUACCUGGGCGCCUACUCGCCGCUCGCGCUCCGCCCGCUGGCGGCCGCGCAGAGCCGCCGCGUGGCGGUGGCGUUCCAGGCGUACAACGCGCUGUCGCCGCUCGUCAAGUUCUCGCACUUCACGGCCAACCAGGCCAUCCUGCAGGCGCUCGACGGCGAGGACUGCCUCCACGUGAUCGACCUGGACAUCAUGCAGGGCCUGCAGUGGCCGGGGCUCUUCCACAUCCUCGCCUCCCGCCCGCGCAAGCCGCGCUCGCUCCGGAUCACCGGGCUCGGCGCGUCGCUCGACGUCCUCGAGGCCACCGGCCGCCGCCUCGCCGACUUCGCGGCCUCCCUCGGCCUGCCGUUCGAGUUCCACCCCAUCGAGGGGAAGAUCGGGCACGUCGCCGACGUCGCGGCGCUCUUCGGCUCGCGCCAUCACCAGCAGCAGCGGGAGGACGAGAUCACCGUGGUACACUGGAUGCACCACUGCCUCUACGACGUGACGGGGUCGGACGUGGGCACGGUGCGGCUGCUCCGGAGCCUGCGCCCGAAGCUGAUCACCAUCGUGGAGCAGGACCUGGGCCACAGCGGCGACUUCCUGGGCCGGUUCGUGGAGGCGCUGCACUACUACUCGGCGCUGUUCGACGCGCUGGGAGACGGCGCCGGCGCCGCCGAGGAGGAGUCGGCGGAGCGGCACGCGGUCGAGCGGCAGCUCCUGGGCGCGGAGAUACGGAACAUCGUGGCCGUAGGGGGACCCAAGCGGACCGGGGAGGUGCGCGUGGAGCGGUGGGGCGACGAGCUGCGGCGCGCUGGGUUCCGGCCAGUGUCCCUGCACGGGAGCCCUGCCACGCAGGCCAGGCUGCUCCUCGGCAUGUACCCAUGGAAGGGGUACACACUGGUCGAGGAGGACGCGUGCCUUAAGCUCGGCUGGAAGGACCUCUCCCUGCUCACCGCGUCGGCGUGGGAGCCGGCCGACGACGCUGCCGCCUCUGCGCCCACCACCACCACCAGUUAA
This is a messenger RNA of Miscanthus lutarioriparius, 1380 nucleotides long. The record is from the annotation of a GenBank genome assembly. Lineage: Eukaryota; Viridiplantae; Streptophyta; Magnoliopsida; Poales; Poaceae.